Lactuca saligna is the source of this 816-nucleotide messenger RNA. The record is from the annotation of a GenBank genome assembly. Lineage: Eukaryota; Viridiplantae; Streptophyta; Magnoliopsida; Asterales; Asteraceae.
AUGUUUCAAGAUGUUCCUACUUUAAGUAAAAUCCUAGAAGGCUUUCACAAACUUACACCUUCAGGGUUCAGGCCACUCACUCCGGAAAUGCAAGCAACUCUUGAUGAUGCUGAUAAACCGAAGAAAGGAGGUACAGGGUCAAAGAAAGGAGUAAAAAAGGUUACUGCUAUGAAAGGUCCAUAUGAUGCUACAAAACCUUCACCUAAAAAGAGAAAGGCACCCACAACAUCUUCUACUGUUGUUCUAAAAAGAAGAAAACAACCGGCUCGCAAACGCAAAACUCCUACACCAUCAGCAAGCGAAGAGUCAGAUUCUGAGAUUGAGUUAGAUGAAGAGAUUGUAAACCCAAAGAUUCCAGUUCACAAUGAAGAGGAUACUACGAAUCAGGAAAUAAACCAAUCUAUUCAUGACUCAGUUCCUUCUCCUCCUCCUUCACCAAAAACAACCUCAAUCCCCAUCAUUAUUGAUCCCUGUUCUCCUCUUAUUACCUUAUCUCAACCAACAACAGUUCCCAUCUCCAUAACAAUCUUAACUAAUUCCACUACCAAACCCAUCACUUCAAUGAUUCUUGAAGUUACACUCAGUGUAUCUGAUACGGGGGCUAAAACUUUUGUUUUCACUACCCCUAUUUCUUCAUCCAUCUCUCCCAUUUGUAAUGAUGAUCCCGAUAUGAUAUUUGGAGAUGAUGGUGAUGAUGAUGAUCUUGGGGUAUUGACAUAUAGUCCAUUUCAAAUCAGGACUGAAAGAGAAGAUGAAGCCCAGUUUCGAAAGGUCGGCUUAAAGGUAUUCAUGAGAAACUCGAUCAACAGUUUCUAG